AGAAUACGUGUCUUGCCUUUCAAGUAUCACAUAAACAGAGGGAGUUGAGGGUGAGCAGAGAGAAAGAAGAUGGUAGCACGCAGGUUUCAGGUGCUUCACAAUGACUCCGACUUUGAUAUCGAUCACGACACCGAUGACGGCUUCGAAGUCUUUCAAUUCCUACUCUACUCCCUCACUUCUGUUCCACCUCAUCAACAAAAGAUUUAUGGAGCUGAACAUGAUACCCAAGUGGCCACUGACUCUGAUCUCAUCACCAUUUCUGACAAACUACGACUCGUCUCCAUCAACGAUCCUCAACCCCAACCCCAACCCCAACCCGAACCAAGCGCUGCCCAUUUGUUGAAAUCCGAUGAGGAAUUGGCCAGACUCUUACAGGCUGAGGAGGAAGCACUUAUGUUACAGCAGUAUGUGGCCAUCCAAGACACUCAACAAUUUGAGAGUAGAAUACGGCCUUACGUUAGUCAAGUCCUCAUGUAUGAGGAUGCAACGCGCCAGGAAGCUGCUAGGAAGUCCGUUCCUGUGGAAGAGCUCGAGGAGAAAGCUUUGGUCUCUUUGGCCAAGGAGGGGAACUUUGAACCACCGAAAAUAGAAAAAGAUCAUGCUUUCCUGCUGCAGCUGCUUUUCUGGUUCAAACAAUCCUUCAGCUGGGUCAAUUCACCAUCUUGUCAUGAUUGUGGCAACGAAACUGUAGGCCAGGGCAUGACUGCACCACUUCCUUCGGAGACUCUUUAUGGGGCUUCUAGGGUUGAAGUUUAUCGCUGCACCUUUUGCUCCAAACUGACUCGUUUUCCUCGGUACAAUGAUCCAAUGAAGCUUGUGGAAACAAGGAAGGGCCGUUGCGCGGAAUGGGCCAAUUGCUUUACACUUUCUUGUCGAGCUUUUGGCUAUGAGUCACGUCUGAUCUUCGACUUCACAGAUCAUGUAUGGACAGAGUGCUUCUCUCAAUUAUUGGGAAGAUGGAUGCAUCUUGACCCCUGUGAAGGAAUCUAUGACAAGCCAUUAUUAUAUGAGAAAGGGUGGAAUAAAAAAUUAAAUUAUGCAAUAGCCAUAGCAAAAGAUGGAGUUCAUGAUGUCACCAAACGAUACACAAGGAAGUGGCAUGAGGUCCUAUCUCGACGUACUAUGGUUACAGAGACUUCUUUGCCGUCUGUACUCUCUAAUAUAACAAGAGAAUGUCGAAGAGUCUUUUCAUCUCAAGAACUUUCAGUUAUUGAAGCCCGUGAUAUGGAAGAAAACCAACAACUUGAGAGGAGUUUACAUUCUAAAGAUGACGAAUCACUCUCAUUACCUGGAAGAAGAAGUGGGAAUGAAGAAUGGCGCAAAUCCAGAUUAGAAAUUGGUUCUGAUAAGUUUAGUUCUUCAGCUUGCCCAGUUCGUUUGUGCAUAGAUGAGCAUGUGACAAAGAUUUAUAAUGCAUUCAGCCCUGUCCUUCAUCAAUUUGUUGAGGAAGAAUUAACAAAGUCUGAAGCUGUUGAAGUACUCAGAAUCACUAAAGGAAUUCUCUUGGAUCUUUGCAAUUCCCCCUUUAAAACAAGAAGGGCCUCCAUCGAUUCAGUUCUAAAUAACCUGAAAUUUCAGAAACUGUUGCCAUCAUUUGAUGACUUACUUUUUGCUCUUUCACUGGAGAAAAAGGUGAAUACAGAUGGGAGGGUUGAAAUUUGUUUGGCUGGUAACCCUGUAGCAACUUCUUUAGCAUUGACUGUUGCACUCGAUGCUCUCGAUGACAUGAUUUACAAUCUUAACAAGUGUGAAAACUAUGGGAAAGAUAUGUUUCUGUUGCCACUUCUGAAGUUAAAUAGAAUACAUUCCGGUUCAGUCAUUGCAAGUGCGGAGGAGUUGCCUUUUGGGAUUGCAACAUCAGCAUUUGAUGGAAUUCGAAUUUCAAAAUGGGAAGAACCAAAUGGAGCAAGAGGUUGUUGGAUCGUAUACAGAACACUUGACAAAAAGAUGUUUGAGCUUGUGGCAUAUGAGUUGAUGUCAGCCAAUGAUGCACCAGAAAGGGAUCCUAUGGACUGGAUUCUUGAAGGGAGUAGUGAUGAGGGGCUCAAUUGGCAAGUUUUGGAGAAGCAAACCUCUCAGUUCUUUGAAGACCGUUUCCAGCGUAGAACAUUUACAAUUGAUUCUGCAAGUUUUCCAUGUAAUGCUUUCAGGUUUAGGUUUCUAGCAGUUAGAGAUACCAAGUCUAAUUCCCGGCUGCAAAUCGGUAGCAUUGACCUCUAUGCGAAAACCAUAUGAAGUACAGUUUCCAUGCAGUUAAGCAUAUCGAAAAAUGAGGGUUCCACGGUGGAUCCAAGUUUGCCAGAUCAGGUUUCAUCUCAUAGCGGUUAACAUUUUCUUCUUUAACUCCAUUUAAUUUGCUCUGAGCACCUUCAGAAGGACCUAUAAACAUUCAGCACAGAGUUGCGUUUAGCAUUUGCAUAACAAUGAGAUGAAACAAUAUAAAUAUUUACACAACUGACCCUCUAACACUGGUUUUUUAUUCUCAUUUGUUUUAAGGACUGUUGUUGAUAGAUUUUUCCGUUUACGACCCCGCCGGUUUUUCUUACUAUUCAGAUUAGAAUCUUCAUCCAAAAUCACAAUGGGAACAGCAACUUUUUCGCAACAUGCAGGUGCAGGUGGAGGUGGAGGUGCGGCUACUUUCCUGCACCCAGUUUUCGAAAAUAUCUUCACAUAAAACGAAGAGUUUCCAUCAUACUGAAAAACCAAGAAGUCCCCUUCUUCUAAACCUUUCUCCUUAGCAAAUUGCUCCCACCCGCUUUUGAAAACCAAGCGAUCCUCGACUUUCUCCAAGCAAAUAUCAUCCCUAGAGUUUAUAUCUUGGUCUACAAGAGUGGCCUUGCAUGGUGUGGUUCCAUUGAAGAACUUGGUGAAUGAUUUUGGUAUUUGCUGAAACAAGAACAAGUCCUCAGUAAGUGUCACUGUCAGAUAUACACAAUCGAAUUGGCAUUCGAUGAAUUAGCAAAGCAAACCAAAUGAACAAAGAGAACUGAAGCAAGUAUAUCAGCUUUCUUUACAUGCACUAAAUUCAACAUGUUAGGGAAGGACUAAGUAGAUUUUCACGUGGUAAAAAUUGUUACGUGAAAAAAACUAAUGUAAAAAGUUGUUAUGUGAGUAACAUAACUCAUAACAAUCCUUGUGUUAAACUUGUGUGAUCUAUUUAUCUUAAAAACUUUGCCAAUAUAAACUCAAAACCAUCUGGCUCAUGUACCAUUUAAUUUGUCACUAACCGUCGGGGUGAGACUUCG
Messenger RNA from Abrus precatorius (Indian licorice), 3245 nucleotides. Its product is annotated as peptide-N(4)-(N-acetyl-beta-glucosaminyl)asparagine amidase. The record is from RefSeq and is a predicted model, not a curated record. The transcript is spliced from 18 exons. NCBI's taxonomy places the organism in Eukaryota, Viridiplantae, Streptophyta, Magnoliopsida, Fabales, Fabaceae. Bases 70 to 2235 code for a protein of 721 amino acids. Gene Ontology annotation, biological process: protein quality control for misfolded or incompletely synthesized proteins; glycoprotein catabolic process; protein deglycosylation. Gene Ontology annotation, molecular function: peptide-N4-(N-acetyl-beta-glucosaminyl)asparagine amidase activity. Gene Ontology annotation, cellular component: nucleus; cytosol.